Molecule: messenger RNA, 699 nt
Organism: Octopus bimaculoides (California two-spot octopus)
Lineage: Eukaryota; Metazoa; Mollusca; Cephalopoda; Octopoda; Octopodidae
Product: tigger transposable element-derived protein 4-like
Source: RefSeq, a predicted model, not a curated record
AUGCCGCUUCUCGCAAUAGGUAAAAGUGCAAAACUGCUUGCGUUCAAGAAUUUUCCUGCUAUGCACCAGGCGAAUAAAAAAGCUUGGUUGCGUGGUGACAUUUUCGAAUCUGAGAUGAGAAAUUUUAACCGUCGUAUGAGAAACGUAAAUCGAAAAGUUGCUAUGAUCGUCGACAACUGCUCAGCCCGUCCACAAAUUGAACUGGAAAACGUCGAGCUGAUCUUCCUCUCACCAAAUACCACGUCUGUAAUGCAAUCUAUGGACGCAGUAACUAUUAAGGACUUGAAAUUCCACUACAGAAAAAUAUUAGCUGGCCGACGACUAGCAGCCGCUGAAAACAAUCAAGAUUUCAAAUGGGACAUUCUGGAUUGUUUACUAGUUGUGAAAUUCAGCUGGACGAUGGUCAAAUGCGAAACUGUCCGAAACUAUUGGAAGAAAGUCAGUUUCGUCAAACAACCGGCGAACGAAAGUGCGGAAGAGACGAGUGGCGUUAGAAUUGGGGACAAUGAAAUCCAGGAUGAUGAUGAUGAUGACCACACGGUUUUUCGAAACAUUUGGGAUCGUCUAAAUAACAUUUGGGGCGUAGAACUUUCGCUAUUAGAUGUGAAUAUCGAUUCGGCUGAUGUCAGUACUACCGAGGAUUGGACUGAUGAGGAGAUUGUCGCAGAAUUAAGAAGCUCCGCAGAUGACACGUGUUGA